AUGCCGGGCAAAGACCUGGUGAAUCCAUGUGUGGACUGCAAGGAUGCCGAGUCCCUGUUCACGGUGCGCAAGCGGCAGCUUUGCAGAGACUGCUUCAUUCACUUCGUCGGAAGCAAAGUCAAUCGGCACAUGACGAAAUACCCCAGGCCUAAAAACCUAGAGGAUCCCUGCCCCCAGCUGCUCCUCCCCCUGUCCUUCGGUGUCUCUUCUUCCUCAUUGUUGCGACAGCUGGACGCAGAUCUUCGACGCCAAUUGAACAAGCCGAGACCCCGGAAAACCUACGAUCUGCACAUCCUGGUUGUCGACUCAUUGACCGCUCCCUAUGAUCAGAACUAUGAGGCGGUUCAGAAGGCCUUCCCAAUGCACACGUACAGCCGGGUGCCCUUCCACAGCGUUUUCGAAUAUGUCCCAGAAAUGCAAGACUUGAUGCGGGAAUAUGCUGGACCACAGUUCGCAGACGAUACGUCACGGACAGACCAAGAUCGUCUGGCUGCCUUUCGUGCGACUAUCUCCACGGCCACCUCCCAGGCUGACGUCGACUCCGUGCUUUUGACCAGGCUUGUCGUUGGCUUUGCGCAGAAAGCCGGCUGCGAGGCUGUCCUUUGGGGUGACUCGGACAGCCGUCUUGCUGCAAAAACACUUGCUGAGGUUGCGAAAGGACGUGGAGCUGCGUUGACCUGGCGCGCUUCCGAUGGGAUAUCGCCUUGGGGGUUGCGAUUCGAGUACCCGCUACGCGACUGGUCCAAGGCCGAGCUGCAGCAAUACGAACAAGCUUGCCCGGAGCUCGCAGACAUUGUCGUUCAUGAUGAACCGCCAUCGGACAAUGUAUUGACGAAGAACCUGUCCAUUGACGAGUUGAUGAUGCGGUACGUCCUGACGCAGGGCGAAAAGUACCCUGGUGUCAUGGCCAAUGUGUCCAGAACCGCCAAUAAAUUGGAAGCAUCUUCAUCAGACGAUUCUACCUCGUGCGCUCUCUGUGGAAACAUCAUCGGGAAUGUCAAGGGCAACACCGGCCUUACGGUCUCCAGUCAAUCGGGCGAAAAACAGGAUACUCAGUUCUGCUACGGGUGCAUGCGAUCCCGUCCGAAUUCUAUUUCCUAA
Molecule: messenger RNA, 1101 nt
Organism: Penicillium lagena
Lineage: Eukaryota; Fungi; Ascomycota; Eurotiomycetes; Eurotiales; Aspergillaceae
Exons: 2
Coding region: 1-1101 (366 amino acids)
Biological process (GO): tRNA wobble position uridine thiolation
Cellular component (GO): cytosol
Molecular function (GO): tRNA binding; sulfurtransferase activity
Source: RefSeq, a predicted model, not a curated record